This is a messenger RNA of Hyalella azteca, 5088 nucleotides long. RefSeq names its product bumetanide-sensitive sodium-(potassium)-chloride cotransporter. Gene Ontology annotation, biological process: potassium ion homeostasis; chloride transmembrane transport; sodium ion homeostasis. Gene Ontology annotation, cellular component: membrane. Gene Ontology annotation, molecular function: sodium:potassium:chloride symporter activity. The transcript has 5 exons. The annotation marks the transcript as partial. The record is from RefSeq and is a predicted model, not a curated record. NCBI's taxonomy places the organism in Eukaryota, Metazoa, Arthropoda, Malacostraca, Amphipoda, Hyalellidae.
AGCUCACCCGUAAGCUGUCCAGUCUCCCCCCGUUAUGGGUGAUCAAAAAGCAUUGGGACGGCACCGGCAGCGAGGCGUCCACGCCCCCCGGGUCUCCGGAGCCCGAGCGCGCGAACGCGUCUGGUCUCGAGGGCGCCUUAGACCGCAAGAAGAAGAAGCGCGGCUCCUUGUCCAGCCUCUACCACGGCCCUGGUGGCGCCAAGCUCUCCAAGGAAGUCCUCAAUAACAUCACCAUUUUCCAGAGGAAGCAGAAGAAGGGAACCAUUGACGUGUGGUGGCUGUAUGACGAUGGCGGUCUAACACUCUUGCUUCCAUACAUCCUGACGACUCGCUCCAAUUGGAGCAACUGCAAACUGCGCAUCUUCGCCCUCGCCAACCGUCGCGACGAGCUCGACAUGGAGCAGCGCAGCAUGGCAAACCUCCUCUCCAAGUUCAGGAUCGACUACGGUGACGUCAUCGUCAUCCCCGACGCCAUGAGGAAGGCCAAGGACUCGAGCAAGGCAGAUUUCGAGGCUCUCAUCGAGAAGUUCAAGACCUCCGACAACACCGGCGACGGCGUGACGCUGACCGAGACAGAGCUGCUGAGUCAGCGCGAGAAGACCAACCGCCACAUCAGGCUGCGCGAGAUGCUCCUCGAGAACUCCAUGGACGCCAACCUCAUCGUCAUGACGCUGCCCAUGCCGCGGAAGGGCCACGUGUCAGCGUCGCUGUACAUGGCGUGGCUGGACUACAUCACCAAGGGCAUGCCGCCCUUCCUCUUCGUCAGGGGCAACCAGCAGUCCGUGCUUACCUUCUACUCCUAGAACUCGCGCGUUUUCCAGCCAGAAAAUCUCAUUUCUUAAUUCCACAGUCAUGAGAUGCGCGUGCUAAUGUUCGGUCCCGAUGUCCAUUGCUUGUUUCCUCCUGUAUCGCUACCGGGUUUUCGUACAGCUCUUAUCUCUCUGGAGUAGCGCCUUUGUGAGAGAUGAAGCAUCUUCUCUUUAAGGCAGUUUGCUUUUCCAACGUGUCUUGCUAAUUGACUCUUUCCGCUGUAAAGACUGUUUGAUCUGUUCCACGUUUACGUCUACUAAUUAGCUUCUAAUAUCGUUAUUCUAUUCGCCGCGUUAUUAAUUUUUUAUUUCGAAAUGAUUUAAAGCCAUGUAGCCCAAUUGUUUAUCCAUGUUCUGCCUUCAUGAUGUGUAUAUUCCGUAGCUGAUAGGAUUAAAGUGCGCGUUCGUGCCUUCAUUCGUGGUAAAUAAAAAGGUAUUCUGUACCUUUAAUUUCCAGCAGAGCAACUCGUCGCAGCUCCCACCAACCUACUUAUAAAGCCUCGAACCCUUGCGACGAUCCGGCUAUCUACUUUCGUAAUUUAGUAACUAGACACCGCCUACCUUAUUCAAGAAGCAGAUAAGCCUACCUGCAUCUAGUUCACAUAUUUAAAACCUUUAAAACGGUUCACGCGACCGGUUCAUCUUUUUACUGACACUCUGGUAGCCGCUGCCGGGUCCGAGCUCAACGUAACCUUCUCGGCCGCUCGAGCAUGGCCUUGCCAUCGCCUGCCCGCGGCGUGCGUCCGUUGUUGUGCGUGGUGUAUCAAUGAGCAAGCGAUGCACAUCAUAAUGUCAUCAUACUUUUUAUUACGUAAUCAAGUAUUGGUUUCCCUAUUCGACAUUUAUUUACUUUGACGGUUUUGCACCGAAACUCUUAUUUCGUUGUUUAAAAAUGACGUGAAAGAAACUAUUUUGCUUUAAAAAAGCAAAUUUUUAGAUAACCAACGAUGUACUUUAUUUCAAGAUUGUGGCUUUUUAAGUGCCUAUUUCCAUGGUGUUUAAGCUUAUUCCAUACAUGAGAUUUUGAAGGAAAUUUUGAUGAUUCAAAUUUCAUGUUCAGCGACAAGCUUCUUCCAGUUCUUCCUCUUCCGACGAUUGUAGCAAGUGAACAUGGCGGCGAUUAUAGCAGCUCAUGUUGAACAUGGCGGCUAUUAUAGCAGCUCAUGUUGAACAUGGCGGCGGCUAUAGCAGUUCAUGUUGAACUCUAUCUUAUAAAAUAUUCAUAGAAUCUCAAUCGAUCGAUUUCUUUGAACUUCCAUUCGUAGAUUUGAUCUAAACGUACGUCUUAUAUAAAGCACACGUGAAUAUCCACGCGUACCCCUGAGGUUUGGAAUUUCACGUUGACUUUUACUGGAAUUAUAGAUUGGUGGAUUAAUGAAGCUGUUGAUGAAUUCUCGUCAUUCCCGGUAAUAUCGACACAUGUUAAACAUGAAUCUCACUCAAAUAAAUACACGAGUAUUAGAAUUUCACGUAUCUUUCACUUGUUAAUCUCAAUUUGUUAAUUCAGAGUAACUUUUUUGUAACAUCGCAAAGCCAGCAGCCAUGAGCUACUUUGUUUUAAGUGGGCAAACGUCUUCUAUUGUUGAGGGAGAUUGGGACUUUGUUCGUUUUUGUUGAAUUUCCAAAUGUUGUUUUUUUUUCCACCGAGCGUUUGGGUAGAAUGCUUCGCUUUUCCGAAAAAUAAAUUAGUGUUCGAAAGUAACGCAAUCUCUGGUUUACUGCAAUGUGGCCGUUGCAGUACAAACUUGCCUUUAGUUUUCUGACCUUCGAAUUCCAUUGUCUUUCCUCCGUAUUCCUUCGUCAUCCUUUGUAUUAUAUCGGCUUGUUGCCGCUACACGGUGUUGAGUGUGAUUUGCACAUGCCCUUAUGUCGCGUGUUGCUUGAUUAUUCUUUUAGUUUUCACAACACAAUUAAAGGUCGUCCAAAUAAUUUCUUGUUCAUCGCCGCAUAAUCGCCCAACGCGGCAGCGUUCACUCCAGGAGGCUCCUCCGUGGGGUGAUAGCUGCUCUUGUCGGGAUGAGGAAUUUGGGAUCAGUGGCGUAAUAAAAAAUAUUGUUUUCUAUGACUUUAAGAACUGACUGACAAUAAUUAAACUCUGUACUGCCGCCUUGAUGUUGAUAAAGUUCUUGCUGCGCUGCACGUCAUGUCCGCUCGCUCGCCUUACCGCCUGCCUUCAACAGUACCAGCGUACAGGAAGGCUCGCCUUACCGCCUGCCUUCAACAGUACCAGCGUACAGGAAGGCUCGCCUUACCGCCUGCCUUCAACUGUACCAAUGUACUUAGGACAUGAAAAUCCUUUGUGUGGAACUGGACAUAUUUUUACAAAGACAAUGACAUGCCUCCACCCGAGCGCCGUGCAGCCUGUAGAGGCCAGCGGAGUCUCACAUCAGAGGCGGUGCUCCAGAUAUUAAAAGUUUUAUAUGAUCAGGCUGCUUAAUAUAUUGAUAAGGUGGUGUGACAUGUGUUCAUGAAGAUAUUUUUAUACUGUACCGUUACAUUAAUGCAGUGUGUCCAUCUUGAUUGUUUUGUGCGUUAUAAUACGACACUAGAGACAAUUUGUUAAUGAUAAGAAGCACUGAAACUGGUCGAGCGUUUAGUCUAAUUCUUCCAAUUCUCAUCGCUAGAAUACAUCGAUCACAUUCCAAAAUAUCAAUUAUCUAUAAGAAAUUUUAGACGAACUAAUAAUACAUUUCUGUGAAACUGUUCAGGUUCAUCACUCAAUCGAGUGUCCUCAAUAUUCAUCAAAAAUUUUUUUGUUUGAGAUAAACUGUUCAUAUAAUUUUUUCUUAAUCGCUAAAUUUCCCCAUAGCGGCUGUCGGAACAUUCAGUUUAGAUUUUAUUCAGAUAUGCAUAAGAAAUUCACGUGUUAUAACUUGAGAGGAAACAAUUUUGUUCUAAGAUAAGCCAUAAUUUUAAAGGACGUGUUAUUUGUUGAAUACGAUUCGCUUGAUAUUCUAGAUUACUGUUAUAGCACUGAUGAUGUUAAUCAUUAAAUAAGUUUCAAGUACAACAGAUUUCGUGUGAAAUCUCAUCAAAAUUUAGUCCAAAUAAUUUUGGGUUAUAUGCGAAGAAGCUAUUAUUUGAGCAGUAUUAUUGGCGGUUGUUCUCUGCUUCAAAUUUUGUGUUAGAAAUUUACACAAACUCUUCAAAAAUCUUUGUACUGCGAGACUUGUACGAGCUGACUUGUGUCACGGUAAUUUCUUUAAUGUCUUAAAAUUAACCGGCGUUCUUUGCCUCCGUCCAAGCGUUUCUCUGUGCACUGUGUACGUUUGUAUUAGAUUUAUUGCGUGAUUUUCUCCAUAGGCCUCCAUAAGGAGAGUCCUCCCUUAGGAUACGUCCAUGUGCUUCCUUAAGCGAGCUCACCAUUUAUGGUAAUAUUAAUUGUUAAAGAAGAAAUCAAUAAUACUUAUAAUAAUCUGACAAGUUUAAGACUUUAGAGAUAAGCGCCGCCGCCGCCACUGCAAUCCACAUUGCUGACACUCGCAUCGUCGUUAACCUCGUUCAUAAUGCAUAACCGGCUCAUUGAGAUAUAUGAUGAGAGCAAUUUAAAAGCCUAUUAAUAAUUAAUCGACUGUGGCUUGAAAAUUGUAACUUUGUUGGCCCAAAUGUCUCUCCUAGAUUGACCAUCUGUUGAUUUGAUAUGAUGCACGUUUUUGACAGACCUCACCUUGAGCGUUUCAACACGUGUGGGCCUCAUGCUUCUUUCAAUCGCACACAAAUGUAAAGCGCAAACUUGAGUUUUUAUUGGCAUGACAAAAGACGCUCGUUGGUUCCAUGUAAUAGUUUAUACGAACUUUAUUCUUUCGUUGUUCACUUCAUGGCAGUUCCAUGAAUGUCUUCUUCCGUCCAAGUUGCCGUGGAAGCAACGAUGUCAUUUCAUUGGACUGGAGGUGCAGUCAAAAUUCAUUUUUUCCCUCCUUAUAUCACUUCUUUCUGAUAAACUAAAUUAGGGCAGUGAUACACUUAUACGAUGAGAUCCAUUUGCUCAAUUUCUGUACCUCGCGCGUUGCCGAGUUUUGUAAGCUUUGUUCGUGGGCAAAUAAAUGUUUAGAAAUGCACUGACCAUUCCUAUGGCGCUCCAAGUUAUUAUGAUGGUAGAUACAUUGCAGCUGGUGGUGGUGGUGGUAGCUGCUGGUAGUGAUGGUAUCAGGAGCUGCUGGAGGUAUCGGUGGUUCUAUUAAUGUCUUGAAGUCCUAAACGUGAAUUGUUCUGCAUGAAGUAAAGUUAAAGCAAAGGAUCGGCGAGCAAAUAUUUUUAUAGCAAUAAAUUGACGAGUAAA